Messenger RNA from Sardina pilchardus (European sardine), 327 nucleotides. Its product is annotated as cytochrome c oxidase subunit NDUFA4. The coding region runs from base 82 to 327 and encodes 81 amino acids. Lineage: Eukaryota; Metazoa; Chordata; Actinopteri; Clupeiformes; Clupeidae. The transcript is spliced from 4 exons. The record is from RefSeq and is a predicted model, not a curated record.
AUUGGAUUUGUUUUGGAUUUCCACAAGUCCUUCUAGUGCAAUUUAGAUACUUCGGUGUCGUCAUUUUGGGGACAUAUAAACAUGAUUCGAACAAUGCUUCAGCAUGCAAAGAAGCACCCUGGGCUCAUACCCCAGUUCUGCUUCCUCUUGCUGGGCAUGACUGGAGCCAGCCUCUACCUCGUCCGUCUGGCCAGGGGACCGCACGUCACCUGGAACAAGACAAGCAACCCAGAGCCCUGGAACAAGCUCGACCCCACCUAUCAGUACAAGUUGGUGGCUGUCACCACUGACUACAAGAGUCUGAAGAAGGAAGGGCCUGACUUUUAA